AUGAGAAGGGAGUGGAUUGGAAAAUGGGAGAGUGAGGUAGCUAGGGUGGUCGCUAGGAACCCGGGGCGGGCCCUCGAACCGGCCGAUGCGACCGCGCGGUUCGACGCCUCUAUUAUGAACCGACACCGGUCGAGGGACCCAGCCUGGGAGCGAUCGAAGGCGAGGAGUACCCUCCUAGUGCAAGCGAGGACCGGGAAGAUUGGGCUUCGAGGGUUCCUCUUUACUAGGAGGGUCCCCGAGGUGGUAACGCCGGUAUGCCGCUGCGAUGACGUGGAGAAGGCUGCCAUAGUGGUGGGGUGGGUACUUGGGCUGGGGAGGCUGAACGAGUUCCGGCUGGCGGAGGAGCUGGAAAAUGAGGAGAACAACGAAGAGGCCGGCGGCGGGGCCGAAGCCGAGUAG
Messenger RNA from Chaetomium globosum CBS 148.51, 399 nucleotides. RefSeq lists its product as uncharacterized. The transcript has 2 exons. NCBI's taxonomy places the organism in Eukaryota, Fungi, Ascomycota, Sordariomycetes, Sordariales, Chaetomiaceae. Bases 1 to 399 code for a protein of 132 amino acids. The record is from RefSeq and is a predicted model, not a curated record.